Molecule: messenger RNA, 2253 nt
Organism: Colletotrichum godetiae
Lineage: Eukaryota; Fungi; Ascomycota; Sordariomycetes; Glomerellales; Glomerellaceae
Exons: 1
Coding region: 1-2253 (750 amino acids)
Biological process (GO): tRNA-type intron splice site recognition and cleavage; tRNA splicing, via endonucleolytic cleavage and ligation
Cellular component (GO): tRNA-intron endonuclease complex
Molecular function (GO): tRNA-intron lyase activity; nucleic acid binding
Source: RefSeq, a predicted model, not a curated record
AUGUCGCAAACUAAAAUUACGGCCUUACAGCCGGCGCAGGCUACGAUGCCCGCUCAGAGCUCCUCGAACUCUACGACGACGUCGCGGCCGAGAGGCCCUCCGUUGCACAAGAUUUACGAGUUGCCUGCUCCCAUACGGACAUUCCCGCUUCCUAGCUUUUAUCCGAAUAAUCCAAUUUCUCUAUUCCAUGUCCUUUUCGCUUGGACGAAACAAGCCUUGUUCCCACCGCCUGCUGAACCGUCCAUUGUGCACGAGGGUAUCUGGUCCCCAGAAUCCAAAUCUGUCAACAUCACCGACGAGAAGUCAAUGCGCGCGCUGUGGGAACAAGGGUUCUACGGCAAGGGCAACUUGAGUCGAAGUGAGCCCAACUGGUUGAAGCGCGAGCAUGUCAGACGAGGACUUGUCCCAGGCCAGGUCAGCGAGUUGGUAACGGCAAACAGACGUGAAGAGCGAAGGCAGAUGAAAUGGGAGAGAGCCAAGACAGAACAAGAAGCUAUCAGACAACUGCGAAUCCAGGAAGCCCAGCUGGCGACUCAGGUGUCAGGGGAUGGGGCAGUUGAUCCCCCUGCCUCGGCCGCUGAGGCUGAGGCCACCCUUGAUGCAACAAACAAUCAUGUUCCUGAGCGAGAAGCCUCGACAGAUGCGGAUGCCCUGCCUGAGCCACUUGUUUCCCUUAAAUCAGCGCUCGCCGCCAAGUCCAACCACCUCCAAACAAAUGGUGUCGAUACGACAGCAGUGGCGCCCGUCGCCGGGCCUGAGGCCAUCGGCCAGAUGACUGCCGAACCCUCUACCUUCCAAAGGACAUCUACAUCAGCUAUCGAGCCGGCCAAGAUCGUCAAGCCCAGUGACUUCCUUCAUUCGGUUCAGAAUCCUGAGGUUCUUGUCGAACCCGAAAGUGCUCUGCCGUUGGAUGAGAUGCCUUUGGCUUCACAUCCUCUUGUACGGAGUGCCCCUGUUGGCCCCUUGGAACUGCUAUGCCUCCCCAACUCGCACACUCUGUCUGCCACAACAGGCUUGGUCGAAGUUGAGGAACUGAAUCGUGGUGCUCAACAAGUCAAUGGCUACCACCAGGCUGCGGUACAGGACGUUGGUCUCGGUUCUUUCGAGCUUGACGCUAAGGAAUUACCCGUCAACGGCAUCACAACUACAUCAGUGAUUGCCUCACCGGUGGGACCUUUUGAGCUUCUGUCUCUCCCUAACGCCGAGCUACCUGUGACCAACGGAACGACGAAUGAUACCGACAGCCCUAUCGCCGACAUUACUCUCUCCGAAACACCUAAGCUCUCGACGAUUCACGAAGACGCGGGCUUGAAUGGUCACCUGAUCAAGGACUUGAUAACGAGUACCAAUGGCGAGAAGACCGUUCAUCAAAAUGGGUUGAACGGGGUAGCCAAAUCCGCUGCCAGCUCUGUCGAGAUCCCGUCAACACCAAAGUCGGCCAAGCGCCGCAAGAGCGUUCGUUUCUCGCCCAAGGUCGAGUCAGCCACAUAUCAGCUGUCCGACCCCCCUAGUCCCAGCCUCGCUCUCUUCAAUGGAACCAACGGAAAGACGACACCGCCUGUCAACGGCACGCCACUGGGUCCUAGUGUCUUGGAGACAGAUGCUGAUGACGCGGCUACAUCUAACGACAUCAAGAAGCUCGAGAAGCUACCCGAGGUCACUGCAGAGCCAGUCGAGGUGGUGAAUAAGGAACAUCUUCAGCUCACAUCCGAGGAGGCUUUCUUUCUGGCUUUCGGCAUGGGUGCUCUUCGAGUCAUCGACCCUGCCACCAAGGCACCGAUUCCAACCCCCGAGCUCUUCGACCUCUUUAGACAAUACUCUUAUUUCCCACGUCGCCCUACCGAAGAGCUCCAACCGGACGAUGGGUUCCUGGUGAAUUACGCCGUGUACCAUCACUUCCGCUCCUUGGGAUGGGUUCCCAGAGCGGGUAUCAAGUUCGGCGUCGACUGGAUGUUAUACGCCAAAGGACCCGUGUUCGAUCACGCAGAAUUCGGCGCCAUCCUCCUGCCAUCCUAUUCGCACCACUGGUGGAAGGAUAGUGACCGCAAGCUGCCGCGCAAGACCUGGCACUGGCUUCACGGGGUCGUCCGUGUCCUAUCCCACGUCCAGAAGAGCUUGGUCUUGGUCUACGUCGACGUUCCGCCGCCUCCCCAAUUAGAAGAGGCGAUGAAGAAGGGCCCGGCCGAGGUCUUCAAGCUGUACAAGAUUCGCGAAGUUAUGGUCAAGCGGUGGUCAAGCAACCGCAACAGAUGA